This is a messenger RNA of Chaetomium strumarium, 914 nucleotides long. RefSeq lists its product as uncharacterized. The coding region runs from base 81 to 818 and encodes 245 amino acids. The record is from RefSeq and is a predicted model, not a curated record. Lineage: Eukaryota; Fungi; Ascomycota; Sordariomycetes; Sordariales; Chaetomiaceae. Gene Ontology annotation, molecular function: riboflavin reductase (NADPH) activity; biliverdin reductase [NAD(P)H] activity. The transcript has a single exon.
CAAAAAACACUCUUCGUACGCUGUCUCAAGGAUAACUCUUUGAUCGUCAAGCUCAUCACACCACACCACUCCACACCAUCAUGUCCUCAAAUAAGACAAUCCUCUUCCUCGGCGCAACCGGCGGAGUCGGGCUCUCCGCCCUUCGCCGCUCCGUAGCAGCCGGCCACACAUGUGUCGCGCUGUGCCGCACCCCCGCCAAACUGUCCGCCCUAUUCCCGACAACUCCCGCCAACCUGCAUCUCGCCCAGGGCAACGCACACGACGCGGACUCGCUCGCCCGCGUGGUCGUCCCCCCAUCCGACCCAACCCGCCUCGUCGACAUCGUCGUCUUCUCCAUCGGCGCGCGGCCCACCCUCAAGGGGAUGGAUGACCCGCACGUCUGUGAGAGGGGCAUGACGGCGCUGUUGUCUGCGCUCCGGACCUGUCGCACUGAAAGGAACGCCACUGGAAAGCCGAAGAUUGUGGUGGUCAGCACGACGGGGAUAUCCAGUGCCGGCAGGGAUGUUCCGCUGGCGAUGGUGCCCCUGUAUAAAGUGCUGCUUCACACGCCGCACGUUGACAAGAAGAUCAUGGAGAGGCUGCUCUUGGAUUCUGGGGAGGAGUGGACCAUUGUGAGGGGCAGUUUGUAUACCAACGGGCCGGAGACGGAGGGGCUGGUGAGGGAAGGGAUGGAGGAUCCGGUUGCCGGUGUCUUGGUGGGGAAGCCGGCUAUCGGGUACACGAUCAGCAGGGAGGAUGUGGGCAAGUGGGUGUUUGAGAACUGUAUAAGUGAUGAGAGCGGGAAGUGGGUUAGGAAGGCGGCUAUGAUUACUUAUUAGGAGAGUCAGGGUGAUUGGUUUUUGGUGGUUCUCGUUUUGAUUGUCUGUGGUCUGCUCGCAAGGCGUCGGCAUUGGGCUUCAAUGUGUUUUCAUUUG